Penicillium canescens is the source of this 1269-nucleotide messenger RNA. RefSeq names its product Kelch repeat-containing protein. The transcript has 6 exons. Gene Ontology annotation, molecular function: protein binding. Gene Ontology annotation, cellular component: cell cortex of cell tip. NCBI's taxonomy places the organism in Eukaryota, Fungi, Ascomycota, Eurotiomycetes, Eurotiales, Aspergillaceae. The record is from RefSeq and is a predicted model, not a curated record. Bases 1 to 1269 code for a protein of 422 amino acids.
AUGAUCGAAGUUAGCUUGACGAGAGGCAAGGUUUACUCUGCCGGGGGAUCGAAGUGGGAUUUGAAGUAUGAUGUUCUUGUGCUUCUGUGUGUUAUUAUGCUUAUGCAUUCUAGUGGUUAUUCCGAUGGAACAUAUGGGGUUCCCGAGAAGGACGCAGGAUUGAGUGGCACCAUCGUCGAAUUCUCGCUUCGUGAGCCCUACGAUACCGAUGUCACGAAUCUCUCCGCUCUAUUUACGAAGAUCUCCGAUCCGGCAUACCAGUCAAUCACAUUUGAAAGUGGAGCAAUGUUCACGAAUGAUGACGACCUGGUGCUCUAUGGUGGACUUCAUCGGCCUACGGAUAGUGCUAGUACUCCGGGGCCCCAGGGGAUGCUUGGCUAUCGCGCCUUUCAAAAAGGUACUGGCAAAGAUGCCUGGGAACCAGGGUUCUUCAAUAUUACGCUUGAUGACAGCCUUACUAGGUUCGUGACAAAUGGAGCGGGAGCAUCGGUACCAAGCGAGGAUUUAGGGUUCUACUUUGGCGGAAGACGAGGGGAGAACUGGGGACCGAUCAUGCAGGACGAUGAGUCGGCCAACUUUACGGCCAAUACCCUGAUCUCGGUCAAUAUGACGCAGCAGGGGGUAUCAUCAGUGGAGCUCAUAUGGGUUCCGACCGGUGAGCGUGGUAUUCUAGUCGUAAUUGGGGGAGGAGUAUAUCCAGAGGUGCUGUACCCGUCAGGCCUCUCGAAGGCCCAGCAGAAGCAAAAUGCCGAGGAGGAUCCCUCGUUUAUGCAGGAAAUUCCCAUUUACGAUAUUGCGAGCCAAUCAUGGUAUGUACAGAACACCACGGGUGAUAUCCCGUCGCUUGGUCGGACAAUGUUCUGCUCUACGUUAGCUUCGGCCAGCGACGGGAGUUCCCACAAUAUAUAUAUCUACGGAGGCUACGAUGGACAGGACGGGGAGAAUGUGCCGUAUGACGACGUCUAUGUUCUUUCUCUGCCAUCCUUCAUAUGGACCAAGGUCUACAACGGGUCCUCGACUCACGGAAGAAGUGGUCAUCGAUGUUUCCGCGUUUUCCCAGACCAGAUGCUGGUGAUGGGUGGGCGCUUCAGGGACCCCUCGCUCUGUGUAGAAGGAGGAAUUGUCCAGAUUUUCAACCUCAACACGAUGCGUUUCCAACCUAAGUAUGCACCCGAUGCUUGGAGCGACUACAGGGUACCCGACGCAAUCAAUAGCAAGAUCGGGGGCAAGUAUGAACGCUCCUCCAUGUGGCCCAAAAUAUAUCCAUGA